GCGAGAAACAGUCAAUGGCACUUUUACUAAGGCUGAGGGAAAUUGGUGCCCGACUGUGACAGUGAUUUAAACGAUGGGAACUAUAAGCACAAGCAGGCACCAGCGUCUCUGCAAACAUAUGAAGAUAACCUCAACACACUAAUUACAACCGACUGUUUUGGGGCUGCAGAGACGGGAUUUCUGGAGCGCGGAGGCCGUGCGAGUCUCCGCGGCAGCAGAAUGAAUCCACUUGGCCAGUGAAGUGUCAAGGUGGAGAUUGGUGAAUUCUGUCAUCAUGAAUGGCAGCACCAGUGUGUCUGGCACCCAGGCAGGACGAAUCAAAAUUGAGUCAAAUGCAGAUACAUGGAGCAAAGAAGACUGCAUGACACUGCUGGAGAGGAUACGCAGUCUGUUACCUGAUGGAGACACAAUGAAGUAUAAAACCACAGAGUCUCAUUUUGACUGGGAGAAGGUGGGGUUUGGGGCUUUCACUGGAGACAUGUGUAAGCAGAAAUGGCAGAAAGUUUCCACAGAGGUACGUAAAUACAGAACGAUGACAGAGCUCAUUGUUGAUGCUAUUGAAUAUGUGAAGAACCCUUAUAAGGGGAAAAAAUUGAAGACACAUCCAGACUUCCCAAAGAAACCCCUUACUCCCUACUUUCGCUUCUUUAUGGAGAAGCGAGCCAAGUAUGCAAAAAUCCACCCCGAGAUGAGCAACUUGGAUCUCACCAAGAUUCUGUCCAAAAAAUACAAAGAGCUUCCUGAAAAGAAAAAGCUCAAGUACAUUCAAGAAUUCCAGAGAGAGAAAGAGUCUUUUGAGAAGAACAUGGCACGGUUCAAGGAGGACCACCCAGAUUUAAUAGAGGAGAGAAAGAAGUCAGACCUCCCAGAGAAGCCCAAGACCCCUCAGCAGCUAUGGUACAACCAUGAGAAGAAAGCCUACAUGAAAAUUCACCCAGAGGUAAGCCAGAAGGAGCUGAAGGAAGUAUUACGUAGACAGUGGUCCCAAUUACCCGACAAAAAGAGGCUGAAAUGGAUAAGCAAAGCUCUAGAGCUGCAGAAACACUACGAGGAAAGCAUGAGAGUAUAUUUUGAAGCUCAUCCAGAUGCAAACUCUGAUGAGCACGUCAAGUCUGUCUUAACCAAGGCUGAACGGCAGCUCAAGGACAAGUUUGAUGGCCGGCCAACCAAACCACCACCAAAUGGCUAUUCGCUGUACUGUGCUGAACUAAUGGUAAACAUGAAGGACGUGCCAAGCACGGAGCGAAUGGUGCUAUGCAGUAAGCAGUGGAAGAUGAUGACCCAGAAAGAGAAGGACAUGUUCCAGAAACGAUGUGAACAGAAAAAGAAACAGUAUGAGAUUGACCUUCAGAGGUUUAUUGAGAGUCUCCCAGAAGAGGAGAGGGAGCGUGUGUGUGGAGAGGAGAAGCUGGGAGGAAAGCUGAGCAUAGGGGGUGCAGGCAGCCCCCUGAGGGCCAAAUCCCCAUGUGUGAAGGAACGGUGUCGUGACCCCGAGCUGGAUCAAUGGGGGCAUGGCCUUUCAAAAGAGAAGCGAGACAAUAAGAAUAAGAAAACACGGCUCCCUGAAACACCGAAGACUCCAGAGGAGAUGUGGCAGCAGAGCGUGAUAGGAGACUAUCUGGCUAAAUACAGAAAUGACCGGAAGAAAGCGCAAAAUGCAAUGGAUGCUGCUUGGAAGGCCAUGGAAAAGAAGGAGAAGAUUCCUUGGAUCAAGAAGGCUGCAGAGGACCAGAAGAGAUACGAGGUUCAGUACCGGACCGUGAGGGAGCUUUUAGAGAUGAGGACAGUUCUGUCAGGACAGGGACAAAGAAAACCAAAAUUUGAUGGCGAGCCUAAGAAGCCCCCGGUGAGUGGGUAUCAAAUGUUCUCUCAGGAACUCCUAACUAACGGUGAGCUGAAUCACUUCAGCCUGAAAGAGCGCAUGGUGGAGAUCGGCAAGCGAUGGCACAAGCUUAGUCAGAGCCAGAAAGACAAAUAUAAAAAACAGGUGGAGGAACAACAGCUAGAGUACAAAGCUGAGCUUGAGGCUUGGGUAAAGUCACUGUCCCCUCAGGAGCGUGCGGUUUAUAAAGAGUUCUCCACUACGAAACGGCGAAGCACGACAAAAGCACGGGGUCCUGGGGCGAAAGUCCGAGUCACCAAAGCGAAGGCGGUAGGUGCCAGACCCGUGACGGUGGGUCCUGGGGGGGGCAAGCGUUCCAUGGCGUACCGGGCCAAGCAGGACACGUCGGACUCCGAUGACGAUGAUGACAAAACAGACACCUCAGACUCAGAGGAUGACGAUGAUGAGUCAUCUGGCAGCACUGAUAGUGAUGACGAUGAUGAAGAUGAUGAGAAUGAAGAUGACGACGAUGAUGAUGACCGGUCGGACGGCUCCAGCAGUUCAUCAUCAGAAGAUAGUAGUGACUCUGAUUCAGACUAACCUGUCCCACCCCCUCUUAGAGGGGGCUGUGCCGGACACGCCCCCUUGUAAUACCCCUCCCAGAAAACAGGGAGGGGGUUCAGUAGCUGUGAGCUCACAGCAUGCAGUAAUCUUGCUCCCUAUCUUUACAGGGCAAGAGACAAUAUGGGGGCCAACAGCUCUCCCCAUCACUACGUCCAUGCAACAGACUUAGUCAAUCAGACAACUUUCUUUGUUGUUUUUUCUUUUAAUGGAGCUGUGUUACAUGUGUGGUAAUCGCAUCAAUUUUUAUUGCCUUUAUAUAGGUGUGUUAUUAAAAUCUGUGUUGGUUGUUUUUUUGUUCUUUUUAUUUUAACUUGAAAAUAGUUUGUUCAAAGCUAGUGGAGCUUUUAUAAGUUUCGAAAGUAUCAGGGUUGCUUGGAGGUGGAUGUUGGGGUUAAAAGACUUUGGAAUGGAGAUGAAAUCCCCUGUUCUCCUGUUUAUAUUUGUUUGCCUCAGCUAGUUGCCGGAGCGCUGAGGACUAUACGAGCUGCUCAAGUCUUGUUUAGAACGUUCUGUUGCAGAUCCUCCAUAAUAAAUGCACUUUUUCCCCUCUUGUA
This is a messenger RNA of Pimephales promelas (fathead minnow), 3000 nucleotides long. It is a transcript of the gene ubtfl, whose product is annotated as upstream binding transcription factor, like. The record is from RefSeq and is a predicted model, not a curated record. Lineage: Eukaryota; Metazoa; Chordata; Actinopteri; Cypriniformes; Leuciscidae.